GCUCAACUAUGAACUAAAGAAGUCAGGAAUCAAAUCAAAGCUCGCAAACUAUCCGGCAAUAGGAAUUGAGGGAACGGAUAAUACGUCGCUUGUAUUCUCAUAGCUCAGGAACAAAUGAGACCAAAUAAAUCGGAAACGCCGACCUUGUGCAGAACACCAACCCAUAUACACAACACUUCUGAUCACUGAAGCACAUUCCACCAUGCCUGUCCCAUGGGAAGCUCUCAUUCCAUUUGGCCUGCUCACUUCAAUGUUUGCAGCAGCCGGAACGCUCUUGAAUGUUUCUAAAAGGGCUCAGAAUCAAGGCAAGCCUGUCCGAUACCACGUCGAUUCUUGGGACGAGAUGAUGAUGGACCGUGAUAGGCGGUUAACAGGACACACACGUGGACAAUCUUCAAACCCCGUACCUCCAGAAGGUUUCGAGACGAGUAGCGCUUGGUACACGGAAGCUACAUCAUAAUGAUACCACAUACCAUGCUACCUUGAAUGAAAUUGUUCUUUAGAUGGAUACUACACACCAACGUUCGGUGGGCAGAGAUAUGUCAUUGAGGAUUUCCUGCAAAUAUUCUUGCACUAGAACAAAGUCUAAAAGCACCUGAAGUAUCUUUACCAGGAUCGAAGAUUUCUGCGCUCGCGAGUUCGCGUUAU
This is a messenger RNA of Suillus fuscotomentosus, 648 nucleotides long. Its product is annotated as NADH dehydrogenase 1 alpha subcomplex. The record is from RefSeq and is a predicted model, not a curated record. Bases 203 to 460 code for a protein of 85 amino acids. The transcript has 5 exons. NCBI's taxonomy places the organism in Eukaryota, Fungi, Basidiomycota, Agaricomycetes, Boletales, Suillaceae.